Molecule: messenger RNA, 5460 nt
Organism: Daphnia pulex (common water flea)
Lineage: Eukaryota; Metazoa; Arthropoda; Branchiopoda; Diplostraca; Daphniidae
Exons: 5
Coding region: 2270-4006 (578 amino acids)
Molecular function (GO): growth factor activity
Source: RefSeq, a predicted model, not a curated record
GCAAUCUCUGUGCGCGUUUCAAAUCAGUUUUCUUAUUUGUGCCUGAUAUCUCCUCCCGUGAUUGUCGUCGUUUUGGAAUUACCCAGGGGAAGUCAAAAGCUUCAAAUUCUUCAAUGGAAUUUUUCACUUUUUUCCGUUCUUUCUCUAUUUUUUUCCUGGUUUCGGGCGACGAAAGAUUUUUAUGAGUCGACACGUUGACCGAACCGUAUGGCGUGUUGUACAAUAACACCGCCGCCAGGCCAGCUGUGCACAGCCACGUUGUUAUGUAUAUUCUUUAUUACACGCAUAUGUGUGUGUUUGCUGGGCAGCAUUCAGAUAAAAACAAAAAUUGUUUCUCCCCUCCCCCCCUCUUGCUCGCUGUUCGGUCCGUCCGUUCACCCAAAAAAAGAAGUAAAAUAAACGUAUUCAUCACGCCGACAUGGAUUUACUAUGGUGACUGGAACACACCACCAUGUGUGUGACUUAUUUCGUUCGUGAACAAAGAGUGGCCCGGGCCAAUAUAGACUGGGAUUAUCUGGCGACUGGAUCUCUCUCUCUCUCUGAGCUCUCCACACUCAAACGGAGCCAUACUAAUAAAGCACAACAACAACAACAUUCACUGCUGUCGGCUAUCGCGUGUAAUCGGUAUAAAGUCAAGAGUGUUUGUCGGUCGAAUUGAGAGGGAGGUUUUUUUUUUCUCUCUCUCUUCCCUUCUUAUUAUAUUUGAAAGUUAGCGCUCCCCUUUUUUGACUUUUUCUUUUCUUGGCCGGCGACUACCGGAUUUUCACGAUCCUCCUUUACGACAUCCCAUUUACAGGAUUUUUGUUUUUUUGUUUUGUUUUUUUCCCGUUUUCAAAUAUUUGUCGCCGCCGCUCUUUUGUGGCCGUGUUUAAACAUGUAGAGAGAACAAAUGACGACGUUUAAAAAAAAAAACCUUUUGGAACGGGAUCGUUUCGCGCGCUAUUUGAUUCACCCGCGGGUUGAUCGCUGUUCACAUGGCGACGCUCGUAUAAUUUAGCGAUCCUGUAGGGAUUUUAUUGCGACUCUAAGCGCGCGGCGGUUUCACCCUUCAAUUUCAGGCCGGUUUGUUUGUUUGUUGUUUCGGUUAUUUAGUCAUUUUUUUUUGUGUGUGUGCGUGUGUCCGGGGUGUGUUAUUUGUUUGUUGCUCGCCUCUUAUUUAUGAGACAUUUUCUCUUUGUUGGGAUAUUCCGAGUUGACCGACUCAAUAGCGAGGGGUAAAAAAUGUAAAAGGGAAUUUUUUUCGGGGGGUCAAUGUAUGUUUUUUUCUCUUUGGAAAAAACCCAAAAAAAGAAGAGAAGAAUUUCUGGCGGUUACGUGUCAAAAGGGAACCGCCACUACGGCCGUCUCCCCGCGCUCAAGUGGAUUGCUCAAUCAUACGGAGAGAGAGAGAGAGUCUCAGAGAAAGAAGGCGUCAAGUCCAAUGGACGUGUAAUGAAUUCAAGAAGCGUUCCAAAAGAAUUUUUUCUCCUUCUUUUCUUUGCCUUUCGUUCGCUUUUGAUCUUUCGCCUUUUCUUCCCCCCCUCCCCCCAUUGGUGGCCGUUGGUGAACCGCAGUCUGCCGCAAACUCCUAAACCGGAUCUUUUCGAGUCUUGGACGUCACGACGUUUGGGAUGUAGUAGUAGGCACACACACACACGUCAUCGCGGGACGCGCUCAUCUAUAGGAGCCGCGACGGCGGGCGCCCCCGGUCCGCUAGUAGCGCGCGAGUCAUCUGCUUUUUUCAGUGGGUCUAGCGUGAAUCACGCUCUAGCGCCCGCGCUCUCUUUUCUCUCUUCUCCAACUCCUCCAUCGUCAAAGGGAAACAACCAAAACGAGAAAAAGAAAAAAAAUAAAAAAAAGAUACAAAACGUAUAUAAGAAGACGGGAAGAAAGGCCAGCUAGAUAAAAAAGUUUGUGUGGGUCCAGCAUUUAGUCGCGGGAGGCUGGAGCGUUCGGUCGUGUUUUUUGAUCGAGAUUCCACUUUCGAUCGGCCUCGGACCCCCGAAUCCAAAUUCGAGUUUGUUUGUCGUUGGUCGCGGUUCGAUUAUUAUUUAGUUCUGUCCGAUUUGAGAAAUUUGGUCGAGAGAUUUUCGAUUCAAGUUUCAUCAUUCAACAACAACAGCCGAUAAGAGUCGGGCCGAGCUGUGCCCGGCCUUUUGGCCAUGGACGCGCCAGCGCUCGUCCAUCAUACGGUCCCCAACGGCCGCCACUGUCUGAGCUCUUGCCAAGUGUCUUGUGGCGUUGUGUCGUGGUGGUGAGCUGCUGCGGCCAUGCCAUCCGCCGGAUUAUUAUGUUGUGUCACCUCCGCCGUCACGGCCGCUUGUCGACAUUUCACAGGAAACUGAGAACUGCCGUCCUAGCGGAAUUAUUACUUUUCCUGAUGGUGGCGAAUUGCGCACCAAGCAGGCCGCGGGAGGACGCCGGCCGAGUGCCCGGAAAUCCAGCCUCAUCAUACCUGCCGUCCGUCGUGAGUAGCAGCAGCAGUAAUAUCAUCAAAAGCGGACACAAGAGAAAAGAGCCGGCCUCGCUCAGCCUCAGCCUGAAAGAUCAUCCGCCCAACGAAAUCGCCGGAUUCCGCAGAGUCUACAGAUGGAGCACGGGCUGCUCGUCGGUCCGGCCCGGUGGCGGCCUGUUGCGCUUUCUGCUCAAAGGCGUCGACGCUCGCGGCGGUUCCACUGACCCAGACACCGAUAUCGAAUUGUCUUCAGUCGGCUCCGAAGGCAAAGUCUACAUCAUCUCAAAGACCCGAAAACAUUACCUCUGCUUCAACAAAAAGGGCCAACUCGUCACCAAGAAACGACUUGGAGGGGAUAAGACACUUUGCCAAUUCUACGAGACGUUAUGGCGGGGCAACAGGCGCUUCGUCAGCGUCUACCGACGCCAUCAGCAGCAGCAGCAGCAGCCGGUUGUACCUUGGCCGGUCCCGCUUCCAGGCUCUCCGGAUCGAAGCAGCUGGAAAGACGGCAGUCCCUUGUCGCCGGUGGCACCUGCUUUCCAAUUGGACAAUCAAGACCAUCCGGACGACUGGCACGUCGGAUUCGACCUGUCGGGCAAGCCGCUCAAAGGCUCGGCUUGGCGCAAUUCCAUUUACCGAUCCUGCUUCGACCUGGUCGAGCACGUCGACCACGUCCACAGCUCCGGCGUCCGGCCGUCGCCCGUCGGCGACAACCAAAUGGAGAUCAUCUUUCAAAGUGAAAAUAGUGUGCCCGAACGUGCGGCCGAGACGGGCUCCGGCAAAUCGCGAAAACUGCCGGCCAGCAACAAUAGUCCGGCGACGCCGAGUAAAAACAACAACAACAAAAAUCCUCACGGCAAGAGCCAAGCCAAGAACAAAGUGAACGGUGGUAGUGGUGGUAGUGUCAAUAAAAACAGUUCGGGACGGACGGCGCCCGUCAAUCAUAAAAACGGUGCAGCUCCUCCGAGCAACAGCUGGAAAUCUCCGGGUAGUAAUAGUGGGGCGGCUGCUAGUAGCAACAAGCGGAACAAUCACAAGAUCAGCCAGCAGCACUCGUCGGCUACUAGCAGUGGUGGCCGGAAUCGGGAAGGUGUUUUGAGUGAGGAACAAGUCCGAGCGCGGAAGCCCAAAAGUGAGAAAGCCAAAGCGACGAAAGAGACGGAACUGAUGGCGCCCGUCGAGUUUUGGACGGUCGACGACACAGACAAGUACAAUGACCGUGAAACGGCCGCUCUCGCUCCGGCCUCCGCCAACGUCGACUUUGACUCUUACCUGGCCGAAACGGAACAACUGCUGGCCCAUCCGGAGCGGGUGAUUGGCCAUUCUGAAGACUCUUCCGCCAGUGCGACUGGCGCACCCGCCGUCGCGGCGUUCUCCUCCUCGACGUCGUCCACAUCUUCUCCUGCUCAGCGAUCCGCCUUCAUCCAUCUCGACUCGGGCGGAUGGGAGGAAGUGGUUUACAGCAAGUCGGGCGACUCGACUCCAACAGCGCCGAUCCUGCACCCAAAAGACGAUUCGGUCAAGAAUGAUCAGUGGCAAACACAAAUGAAAUGGAAAAACGGAGAAGAGUAAAUAAUAGUUAACAACAAGAAAAUACAAGUUCAAUGGAAGAAAAACAACAAACAACAACAAAAUUAGACAAAUUUCAUCAUCCGUUGCUGGUUCUCCUGCUGCUGAUUUUUUAAGUAAAUUCGACUCGUUCCCGCACUCGUGUACACAUUUUAAAAAAAUAAUUAUAAAUGUCCGCGUUUUCUUUCCCCCCUCGGAAUGUUUACAUAUAAUAAUAAUCCGCCGCCAAAGUCCCUUAUUAUUUCUCUCCUUUUUUUGAAACGGAAAAAAAAAUUCGAGAAAAUGUUUGUAACUUUUUAUGUCGUCGUCCUCCCGUUUUUCUCUCUCUCUCUCCCACACACAUUUUUGUACAUUCCCCACCCCCCCCACUCUACGUGAACGAAACCGUUUUUCGAUACUUGAACAACAUCCUCACACAUCCGCCGCUCAACCCUUUUUUUGACACGCCGAGAUUGUCUCUCUAUCUCUACAUCUCUCUCGACUCUUAUUUUUUUUUUAAAUCCAGACCCACACACUACUAACCUCUCUCCAUGAUGCUAUAAUAUAUAUUUGUGUAUGUGAACGUUCGUGCCAAUGUCAUUUCCCUCUUUAUUUUAUUUUUUUAUUUGAAUUUGUGUCUCCCUCCAUCUCUCUCUCUCUUUCCCUUUUUAAUUAAUGUUUGUGUGUGUUGAUAUUGCCAUACUAUAUACCGCCGCCGGGUCGAGUCACGUCUUCAACAAAAACAAAAAAAAAAGAAACAAAAAACGGAAAAAAUUCCCUGAAAAAAAACCGCAAAAAAAUUAAUGAAACGACAACAACAAUUAACAAAAAAUGUUGCUCUCUCUCUAUCUCUCUCUCUUAUUAUUCCGAUCAUCGGUGCCAGAUCUGCUUUCCCUUCUUUUUGAAUUAUUAUUUACAUUUGUACAUUGUUUCAUAGUUAUGUUGUUUUUUCCUAAAAAUUCCCAUUCUCUCUUGUCUUCUUCUCUGCAGAAAAAUUGCGCAAUGUUGUCUGUACAGCCCUGCCACUCACCUACACAUCUCCAAUGCCCAUCAUUAUUUUAUUUUUAUUUUUUCACCACGAAUAAAACGAAAAUCUAUUUUCUGUGUGUGUGUGUUUGAAUUCUUGGACGCUAUCAAAGUAAUAAUGCGUAAUCCGUAUAUCGCCAUUUCUCUCGACACACUGAAACCAAGACAUUACACACACAUAAAACACACUCGGUAUUUUUUUAAUUUUCAAUUUUUAUCUUUUCAAUCUCUUCCGUGAUUUCUUCAUAGACAAAACACAAUUUUUUUUUUGCUUAACGACAAGAUAAAAGAAAGAAAAGAAUUAACCUUUUUCGAAAUUUUAUAACCACGACGAUGAAAUUAGAAAUUCUUGGAUAACGUUCAAAUAAUAAAAUAACAAAUUAAUUUUGAUGGCUGAUGGUUAUUUUCAACACACAUUGAAUAAUCAGUUUCGCCCUGUAACCCUCUAAAAA